Molecule: messenger RNA, 3582 nt
Organism: Rhopilema esculentum
Lineage: Eukaryota; Metazoa; Cnidaria; Scyphozoa; Rhizostomeae; Rhizostomatidae
Source: RefSeq, a predicted model, not a curated record
CGGUCCGUUCCCAUCGAAAGUUCUUGCACGAACUCCGCAAAAACUGCUGCACCCCUUGGGCUGAGCUUCGGUAGUUUGGUUCCUCGGGGGUUGCAAUUGUGUGUUAAGGUCUCAAAUCUUCGUUUGCUCGCUUCCCUCGCUCCGAAUUUGCGACGUGUCUUCUCUCAAUGGGCCUUGCUCAACGAGGCCAUUUUCUUUGCUAACGCUUCGCUCUCUUUGUUUGUCUUUUCAAAGACUUUUUCUAGCGCUUUCCUGGAUGUUUUGAAAACGUCGAUUGUCAUCCAGUCAGUAGUUGUUGAUUGAAAACCUUGACCUUUGAUUCUAAAGCGAAUAUCCCUUUUCAUCCCCAACUUUUUUGAGAGAGAUCGAGUACCUUUUCAAAGGAUUUUUCAAAACAUUUCCUCCCUCUCUUUGAUGGGUAAAAUACUGGCUUUCGCGUUCGCGUUUCUAAAGGUUCUUUCUCUCUCUUUUCUCUUGCUCUCUACAAAAGGUUUCAAAACUUCUUCCUCCAGCAACCCUUCAAUUUGAACGGAGGCUUUUCAAAUUCGUUUCGCUUUCCACAAAGAAUCUACUGUGUGCCGAUAAUUUCGGUGAUUUGGAAUUGGAUGAUAAACCUACGUGCACUGCAGCUUGGCAUUCCUUUUCGAACUCGAAGCGGUUGUCGACGGUCGUGUUCUGUGCUACAGUGCUACAGCUACAGCUACAGUAGCUACGUUCACCCGCUGCUGCCCGUUUUUUUUGUUCUGCGAUGGCUGCUGGCUGUUCCCCUUCUUCACUGGCAUCAGAAUCGAUGGCAUGUGAAUACAGAUAAACGAUCGGAUUCGCUGUCUUUUUGGUACAACAAAUCAAAGAGCGUUUCAAGCAAUAAUUACGACGCAGACGUGAUUCUCGGACCUUCGAAACGAAAUUUAUGGCAUUUAUGCUGGCGUUAAAUCAAACGAUGAAACAAGAAAAAACUUGACUGUGGAGAAAAGGACUAAAAUUGUAUAAUAUAGAUUAGCUGUUGUCCGUAAAUUGUAUUUUGUUAAUUUGUUGUUAGAGUAAGAUUCCUUUCUGAUGCACGAAACUUGGCUGUUUUUUAUCUUUCUAUUUCUUAACUGCUUUGUUCCUGCAGUGUUUCAAAAGCUAAUUGUGACGAAGAUGUGAUAUGUGGACCUCAAAUGUAUAGAACUGCGUAAUAACUCUAUAACUCUUUGGAGUUUAGAAGAGGAGUCAUUAAUUCUUAAGAAAUUUUUAGAUGAUAUAUAUCUAAACGAGCACCAUGGACCAAUAACGGCUAACAGGAAUUUAUUGUUGGAAAACUUUAAUGUUUGAUUCAAAAUAAACAGAGGAAGUUUAAAGGUGGCCCCAAAUUAUACCUUAAAACAGCAUCACAAGUGAACAAGAAUUGAACGAAAUGCUCUGAUAAAGAUAUUCAUGUUGGAUUCAAAAUGAGCAUUACAGCUUUAAGAAUGGCCUUAGAAAAUAUUUUCAAGCGCCCUAUAAGUCGACGAGGGCUAAGAAUGUAUGAUUGGAAAACUCAAAAAUUUGAUUCUGACUAAAUAGGAGAAAUUAUAGGAUUAACUCAUGAAAAUGAUGGGGGCUGGCAGAAGUAUGUAGCUGUCAAGUUUAAAGUAGAAUUCAGAAUAUUAAACAAAGCUUUUAGAUAAGCCUGCAAGAUAUUUAAACGAGCACCACGAUUCACCGAGAGAUAAAAGAAGAUGCAAACUUUAAAACAUUGCAAUUAGAAUAAGCAGUAGAAAUAAAGAGGGUAACCCGUGAAAGUAUUUAAACGAGGACCCCAAUUAGAUCGUGGCUUACAAAAUGUAUUGAAGCAACUUUCUGUAUUGUCUUGAUAUUGCAACCGUUUAUGUAUCAAAUUGAUAUGCACAUUUUAAUAAACGGAAGAGUAGCUCCCAGUAAAUCCCGCUCUGCGGGCACCCUAUGGCCCCAAAAUGGGAUAGUAAGAUUAGCCUCUGAAAGUCAAGAGUGCUAUUAACCUUGAUUUCAAAGGGGUUCAGAUGGUGAUGAAAGCUAUGAUAUUGCUAAGUGGUAAUCGUAAUAAUCGAGGAACUACUCAUUGGAUUGGUUCUAUUAGGAAUUUCGCAAGUAUCGGUAUCUGGAGCCAGCAAGUAAUUAAGUUUGGGUUUACUUUUCUAAAAGGAUUUACUGAAUUACAAUCAAGGUAAUAAGCAUUAUCUUCCUACACGAAAAUAGCUCUUAUCUCAAUAGGGUUGUUGCUGCAAGUAAAUAAUACUUUGUCCUCGAGCAAUUAUUUCCUGCUCUUGCCAAUAGUAUAUGCUACUCACAGUAGGCGUGACUAUGGAUUGGUUUAAUUAUGUUUGUCUUUUGUCAUGUUUAGAAUGUGCUUGCCUGCUUGCUGUAUGAUAUUACACUUUUUGCUUGCAUUCCUUAUUAAAUUGAAAGAAUGUAGGAGGGCAUUGUUUUUUUAUUCUCAUUUUCAGGAUAGAUUCAAUUUUAAUUUUAUUUGUCAGAGGAGUAAACAGAUAAGUAAAGUUGGGAAGUCUUACCAUGAAAUUUUAUGGAAAAUUAAAACACAAGACUUAGGGGGUAACCCAUCAAAAUAUCUAAACGAGGAACACGAAUAGACCUGGGCUGCAAAUGUUUUGAAGCAACUUUCAAUUAACGGAAGACUAGCUCCCCUACGAAGCCCGCUACGCGGGCUUGCCAGUGACCCUACGGUCGAGUACAUAGAUUAGCCUCGGAAAAGACAAGAAUUUUCUUAAAACCCCCUGUGAAUGAUAGUAAAAUCAGCCUCGGCAAAGACAAGAAUUCUGUCGAAGCCCCCUAUGAGUUUGCAGAUUAGCCUCGGACAAGACAAGAGGUGUAUCAACCUCGAUUUGAAAAAAAUUAGCUCCGCACAGGUCACGUGAUAAAAAAAUUACUCGCACUCCUGUGACUAUCGCUAGGAAGGGGGGAGCCUCUACCCUUCUCUAUUUCAGGCGACCCCCUGACUAGCGAUAGUCACAGGAGUGCGAGUAAUUUUUUUAUCACGUGACCUGUGCGGAGCCAAUUUUUUUCAAAUCGAGGUUGAUACACCUCUUGUCUUUUCCGAGGCUAAUCUGCAUGCUCAUUGGGGGCUUCGACAGAAUUCUUGUCUUUUCCGAGGCUAAUUUUACUAUCAUUCACAGGGGGUUUUGAGAAAAUUCUUGUCUUUUCCGAGGCUAAUCUAUGUACUCUACCGUAGGGUCACUGGCAAGCCCGCGUAGCGGGCUUCGUAGUCUACUAAUACUAUUAUGCGGAUAUGCAAAUGAGCCCCGAACAAAAGAUCCACACCGCACGGCGGUUCAACCCCUUUUUCUCCCCGAAGGGCAGAGCGGAUCUUCCCCGGCAAGGUCUCAAAUCGAAGCUAGAUAAUUGAUUUGCUAUCAAAAAGGUAUAACGUUUUUUUUCCUGCCUUGUUUUUCGAGAUAUUUGGCGUUUUCUGUGGCAUCGUCUCGAUCACCGUUAGUGCUCUCCGUGGUCUUUGUCCCGUGUUUCUAAAGGUUCUUUCUCUCUCUUUUCUCUUACUCUCUGCAAAAGAUUGCCACACCGCCCGGCGGUUCAACCCCUUUUUCUCCCCGAAGGGCAGAGCGGAUCUUC